This is a messenger RNA of Zonotrichia leucophrys gambelii, 1327 nucleotides long. RefSeq names its product leucine-rich repeat LGI family member 4-like. The coding region runs from base 1 to 852 and encodes 283 amino acids. NCBI's taxonomy places the organism in Eukaryota, Metazoa, Chordata, Aves, Passeriformes, Passerellidae. The record is from RefSeq and is a predicted model, not a curated record. Gene Ontology annotation, biological process: neuron maturation; myelination in peripheral nervous system. The transcript is spliced from 2 exons.
AUGUCCCCCAUCACCCCAACAUCUCCAAUGUCCCCGCUGUCCCCCGCAGGCUCGUCGCCGGUGUCGUGCCACCCGGUGCCGGUGGGUGACACGCUGUUCCUGGUGGUGGCCCAGCUGCGCGGCGGCUCCUGGGUGUGGCGCCGCUCGGGCUCGUCCUUCGUGCGCCACCAGGCGCUGGGCCAGGGCCACCUGCGGCGCCCGCACGCCGUCACCUCGGCUCUCCUGGGCGGCCACCUCUACCUGGGCGUGGCCGACAGCUCCAAGGGCGGCACCUCCACCGUGUUCCGCUGGGCCUCCGGGGCCUUCUACCCGCAGCAGGCGCUGCGGCCGUGGCGCCGCGACACCCACCUGGAGUUCCUGGAGCUGGGCGGGCGCGCGGCGCUGGUGGCCUGCGCCGCCGCCAGCCGGCCCCAGGUGUACCUGUGGGGCGCCGGCGGCUUCGCGCCGCACACGGACAUCCCGCACGUGCCCGACGUGUACGCGGCCAAGCACUUCCGGGCCCAGGGCGCCGUCUUCCUGUGCCUCACCAGGUUCCUGGGGGACGCCAAGGUGAUGCGCUGGGAGGGCUCCAUGUUCCGCGAGGUGCAGGCCGUGCCGGCGCGCGGCUCCCUGGUGUUCCAGCCGCUGCUCCUGGCCGGCCACCGCUACGUCCUGCUGGGCAACGACUUCGCGCCGAGCCGGGUGCUGGCGGCGGGCGCGGGCGGGCGCCUGGAGCCGCGGCAGGAGCUGCCCCUGCCCGCGCCCCGCGCCUUCGUCCCCGUCACCGCCGCGCGCCGGCACUUCCUGCUGGCCACCAGCUUCAAGGGCGCCACGCAGAUCUACGCCCACGUCACCGAGGACAUCGGCACCUAGGGGACAUGUGGUGGCAUCUGGAGGGACGUGGGGAUGGUGGCCACCAUGAUGUUGUGGAGAUGGGGACAGCUGGGGACACCAUGGGGACAUCGUGGGGACAUCCAGAUCUAGGCCCACGUCACCGAGGACAUCAGCACCUAGGGGACAUCACGGGGACAUCACGGGGACAGCCACGUCACCGAGGACAUCGGCACCUAGGGACACCUGGGGACACCUGGGGACAUCGUGGGGACAUCCAGAUCUACGCCCACGUCACCGAGGACAUCGGCACCUAGGGGACAUCAUGGGGACAUCACGGGGACAUCCACGUCACCGAGGACAUCGGCACCUAGGGGACAUGUGGUGGCAUCUGGAGGGACGUGGGGAUGGUGGCAACCAGGUCAUCAUGGAGAUGGAGACAUCAGGAGACACUUGGUGGGGACGUGGGGAUGGUGGCCACCAUGAUCUUGUGGAGAUGGGGACAUCAGGGGACAUG